Molecule: messenger RNA, 2338 nt
Organism: Panicum virgatum (switchgrass)
Lineage: Eukaryota; Viridiplantae; Streptophyta; Magnoliopsida; Poales; Poaceae
Exons: 3
Coding region: 221-2122 (633 amino acids)
Source: RefSeq, a predicted model, not a curated record
UGCCGGCUCCGCGCGUCCCGGCUCUUUGCCUAUAUCUACCUUCCUCCUUGCCCACUGAUCUCCUCGUCUCCAACUCCAAUGAGAUCGAUGCGCAACCGUGUUGUGACUGCGAGUGACCUGCUCGGCGCUCCGCUCUGAACUAGCUCCAAACCUCCCAUGGAUGAUGACAUAGAUUACAAAUCUUCUUGUUUAUCGAGUGCAGUAAACUGCGGGAGAACUCAUGGCCGAGAUCGACAUUAGACCACUAGAGUCCGUGCUGGCAGCCGUGAGCAUCUUCGACCGGGGAGGCGAGCAGAGCAGGCUCGGUCCAGACAGAAAUGAGGAACAGAUCGCCAUCUUGACCAAGGAGCUCGCGAUCUGCAAGCUGCAGCUGGAGGUCAGGGAGAGCCAGCACAAGCAAGCGACCAUGAAGAUCGAGGCCCUCGAGAAGGCCGUGCGGGACCUCUCGGACCAGUACGAGAAGGAGUGCAUGGACGCGCACAUGCGCAUCGUCCAGCUGGAGGCCGAGAACAUCGCGAUCAUGAGCCGGCAGGCGGAGGCGGACGGCGAGCGCGGGGCCCUGCGGGACGAGCUGGCCGCCGUGAGGGCCCAGCUCGACGAGGCCAGGGCGUCGGUCGCCUUCGUGCUGCGGGAGGUGGAGGCGAUGGAGACGCGGGCCAUCCUGGAGCGGGAGAGCACCAAGGACGCGCUGGUGCGGAUCCUCCUGCUCAACGAGACGGUGCUGUCGUCUGCGGUCGCGGCCAUCAGGGCCGAGGAGGAGAGGUCGGUGUUCUUCCAAGAGGCGACGCUCGAGUUGUUCAACUCCGACAGGAAUUUGGAGGUGGUGAGGAGGCAGACGAAGAUGAUGGAGAGGAUGGAGGCGGAGUGGCUGGUGAAGACGGUCGAAGUCGAGUAUCUGCGGUCAGAACUCAAGCAGAUCAAGGAAACUUGCUUGUCACCUGCAGACGGUUCUGAUGCAACAACGGCGAUCACAGCUCCCGGUUGCAACAACUUGGAUGAUCGUGAUCAGGUUCAGGCAUGUGAAUCAACUGUGAAGGAUAGUGAAGCGCAAGCGGAGUUCACGUUUCAGCACUCCCCAGAGGAAUGCUUUGUUUCUGAAAUCUUCAGAAAGGAUGGUCAUGUUACAGCGUCUGAUGGCAACAAGACGGGAAUCGAGAUAUCCGAAGAAGAUGUUGUAGAGGGUAAACAAGGAGCAGGCGCUACGGUUCAGGACACGACAGUCCUUGAAGGGAACCCCGAUGCUCAAGAGACAAGAUGCCAUGUCGCCAAGACCUCGGGAGAAGAUCACAAUGCCAUUCAACCUGACGACGGAAAAUAUACCAAGGCUGAAGACAAUCAUGAACCAGCUGAAUCAGACGGCGCACUCCCAAAAACCACGGCGUGCCGAGGCAAUGAUCUCCUCCUCCUGCAAGAUCACGAGGAGGCCAAAGCAGGCGCCGGCUUUGUCCUCGAGAGUUCAAUGGACGAUUUCCAGAGCGUGCGCUCUGACGCCAAGGACACCAGCAUCGCCGAGCCUCUAAACGCCGCGAUCGCAGGAAGCCAAGAACCACGAGCGGGAGCAGACGCCGCAGCUCGGACCUCCACGCCGCGCGAAGGCGACCCAGACACUUGCAUCGUGGGCACGGAGAUCGCCUCCAAAGACGGGGACGAGUUCUACACGAAGGAGCUGGAGCCCGAGCCGGGACAGGGAGGGAACAGGCUGGACGGGUACGUGCUCGUGUCGAAUAGCUGCGGCGACGCCGACGUCGCGGCCAAGGACAAGCAGCUGGACGCGGCGCGCACGGAGAUCAGCGACCUGCGGUUCAGCCUGGAGGAGGCAGUGCGGCGGGCGGAGCUGGCCGAGGAGGCGAAGGCGGCGCAGGAGCGGGAGCUGAGGGAGGAGCUCCGGAGGAAGCAGCACACGCCCUCGCAGCGGCGCACGACGCCGGACUCGGAGGGCGCCGGGCGCCAGGCGCGCUACGGGGCUCCUCCGACGCCCGUGCGCACGCGGGCGACGCCGUCACAUACGCCCGGGACGACGCCGACCUCCAGGGCGCUGAGAAGCGCCCGGCCGGGAGGGGAGGGCAUGCCGACGCCGAGCUGCUUGACGCUGGGAAAGGUUCUGAACAUGAAGUACAAGUGAAGUUUUGGUUCCCCAUGUUUUUGUGCUGUAGGAAGUAGGAACGGGUGACUGCUGAAAGUCUGAAAUUGUAGUGGCAUUUGAAGCGCGUUGUUUACCUUAAAUUUGCUGUUCACUAUGAAAUUGGUGGAUCCACGAUCCCUGAUGCCUGUUCAGAGUUCCAUGUAUACUCAGAAGUGCCUUUUCAUCGCAGGAUUAAUAUUACUUGGAAUGGUUCUA